Molecule: messenger RNA, 1694 nt
Organism: Esox lucius (northern pike)
Lineage: Eukaryota; Metazoa; Chordata; Actinopteri; Esociformes; Esocidae
Gene: sumo3b
Product: small ubiquitin like modifier 3b
Exons: 4
Coding region: 116-400 (94 amino acids)
Biological process (GO): protein sumoylation
Cellular component (GO): nucleus
Molecular function (GO): ubiquitin-like protein ligase binding; protein tag activity
Source: RefSeq, a predicted model, not a curated record
AAAUCCUAUGCGCGCUCCUAAUCGAAACGGAGAAGACGGGGUGAGGUGAAAAGGCGCAAAUAUUUAGCCAUCUGUCUGUAAAAUAGUAAAUCUCAGAGCAAUAACUAGCCAUACAAUGUCCGAAGAAAAGCCAAAGGAAGGAGUAAAGACUGAGAACGACCACAUCAACCUGAAGGUUGCAGGUCAAGAUGGGUCAGUCGUCCAGUUUAAAAUUAAAAGGCACACUCCUCUCAGCAAGCUGAUGAAAGCAUACUGUGAAAGACAGGGUUUGUCAAUUAGACAGAUACGGUUUAGGUUUGACGGACAGCCAAUCAAUGAAACAGACACACCUGCACAGCUUGAGAUGGAAGACGAGGAUACUAUUGAUGUAUUUCAACAACAGACCGGAGGCUCCUCUUAAAUGUGUAUAGACCAAACAUCCCCCGUCCCUGAGGCAGCCACACUUAAAGAGCAGCAUCCACUCAACUACUUGUUUUAAGUUUUUUUUUUUUUUUUUAAAUCUUUAAACUUCAUAUUUUGUUUGUGAUCAGGCCCCACCCCCUCACCAAUCCCUAACCCUGCUAGAAUUUGAGGGGAGGCGGGCUUCUAUAGUCUCCAAUAGAAUACCUUCAUGUCAAGACUGACGGGUAACUUAACUGUGUUUUGAUUGGCUACUCCUCUCCUGAAGUGUGCAUGUGUGUACUCCCCUCGUGUGUGUGGAAGUGUUAUAUGGUUGCAAGCUUGGCUGACGUGCUUAUACCCACAUGGUCUGGGGCGGUUUAAUUCACACGCCUGAGCUACAUGACGAGUGGGAGUCCUCUGCCAUCAGUCCCUUAUUUGUGGUUCAUAUUCAUGCCGAUAACUGACUGAACGGUUGGUCAUGUUGUGGGGGAUGUGUUUAUGGUUCAUAUACAGGGGAACAGUAAUCCACUAUAUGGGAAGGUCUGAAAAUCAUUCUAGUCCUUUUCCAGAUGACACCCUGUUCCCCUUAGUGCGCACUUCUCUGAACUGGUGCCCUGUUUAGGAACAGGGGGUCAUUUGUGGUGUGUGUUUAAUCUACCCCCCGAAUGAGGGACUUUCACACUGUUGGACAGGUCUCAUACAUGCUUUAUUCUGUCCUAUUUUUAAGUAAAUUUUGCUAAAUGUGGUCCAACUGGUAAAUUCUCAUUUGAACCUUUAUGGAUAGAUCUGGUAGGUGGCUGUGCUCUUCCUGGGGUGCCUCUGGCCAUUAGAGGGUUGAUGGCUGUUUGGACCAAAUGCUGACUGUACUGUGUUACCAGAAAUGUCUUGGGAAUGUGAUUUGAAAAGGGUCAGGUUUCAGGUCUAUUUUAACGUCUCUUGAAGAAAGGAACAACUUGCCGUUCUAAUGUGUUUUUGUCUUGUCCCCAUGCCCACAGACUGAAGGGGGAGUAGUUGAGCUGUACUUUGUUUAUUUCUCCUGCUUCUUACCCAGCCCACUGCAUCACUGAUAUUUUAUGACAAAAUAAAAGGGAAUCCACCCUGACUUCAACAACCUUUUGACUUUUUUUUUUUCUCAGCUAUAUUGAAUAAACCUUCAUAAACUUCCCACCUGCAUUUGAAGUCAUUAAUGAAGUUCUGCAGUGUGUGGACUUGAGUAGGUAACCAGGUCAACUGAUCUUGCUGGUUCUCUAGUGAUUUGUACAUUAUUUGUUGUCCUUUUACUACUGUAUACAAUAAAUAUAGUUUGAUACUCA